AUGGAAUUUUUUGCUUCCUCCGGACCGUCCAAGACCUGUUCUCCUGUCGAAUAUAUGCCACUUGAGGACAUAGAAAGACCCGAGCGUUAUCAUCCUGGAGGUUAUCAUCCUAUAGUGAUUGGCGACCGUCUUAGUGACCGCUAUGAUGUUGUACAUAAACUUGGGUUUGGAGAGCAAAUUCUAGGAUCCCUAGCGCUCUCAGACCUAAACGACGACGGACACCCUGGAAAAGCUCUGAUCCCUCAAGUAUUGGAUAAGUUCCUCGUCGAUGGGCCAAAUGGAAGACACAGAUGUCUUGUUACAGAGCCGGGGAUGAUGAGCCUAGCUGAGGCUAAGGAUGCAUCUUAUUGCAGACUUUUUGAAUUGCCAGUAGCCAAAGCCAUCACCGCCCAAUUUAUUCAAGCCGUCGCUUUCCUACAUCAUCGAGGGAUAGUUCAUGCCGACCUCCAUACAGGGAAUAUAAUGCUUCGCUUACCGAACAGUAUGGACGAACUUUCCCCCGAACAAUUGUAUGAAAAGUACGGCCGGCCUAAUAUCGAGCCAAUUGUGCGCCUUGAUGGCAAGCCACUUCCCGACGGAGUUCCUACCCACGGUGUUGUGCCCAUCUGGCUCGGGAAAGAGAGCGAGCUUAUAACACUCACUGAAGCUAAGAUUUUUCUCACUGACUUUGGAGAGUCAUUUUUACCGACUGUGACCCAACGCCGGUAUUCCAAUACGCCAGAUAUCCUUGUUCCUCCAGAGAUUUAUUUCUUACCGUGCGAAACCGUAUCAUUUUCCUCCGAUAUAUGGACACUAGCAUGUACAAUCUGGGAUAUUAUUGGACAACGGCCACUUUUUGAGGGUUUUAAUCCGUCCAAAGACUGGAUGAUAAAAGAGCAUGUGGAUACACUUGGCAAGUUACCUCACGACUGGUGGCAAAAAUGGGAUGCGCGGCAGAGAUGGUUUAAUGAGGAAGGGGAAAGAACAUCUGGACGGGCGGGUAGGUCGCUGACCGACCGUUUUGUUGAUUCUGUGCAGCAGCCGCGACAAGAACAGGCGGUAGAGGACGUUGGGCAAGCCGAGAAGACUGCCAUACUCAAUAUGUUGAGGGGCAUGUUAACAUUUAUGCCUGAUAAAAGGCUCACUGCUGCGGAAGUCAUGGAGUCUGAGUGGAUGCUACGGUGGGCUCUGCCAGUGCUUGAAAGAAUGGUAACUACGUGA
Molecule: messenger RNA, 1200 nt
Organism: Aspergillus wentii DTO 134E9
Lineage: Eukaryota; Fungi; Ascomycota; Eurotiomycetes; Eurotiales; Aspergillaceae
Exons: 3
Coding region: 1-1200 (399 amino acids)
Biological process (GO): protein phosphorylation; spliceosomal complex assembly; regulation of mRNA processing
Molecular function (GO): protein kinase activity; ATP binding
Source: RefSeq, a predicted model, not a curated record